GGGGCCGUGAGGAGCGGGGAGGGGCUGUCAGGGGCCGAGAGGGGCCGCGAGCACUCGAGGGACCCGCCGUGAGGGAGCCGGGACCCGGCCGCCGCCGCCGCCAUGCACGUCGUGAAGCGGGAUGGGCGCCAGGAGCGGGUCAUGUUUGACAAGAUCACGUCACGCAUCCAGAAGCUCUGCUACGGCCUCAACGCCGACUUCGUCGACCCUGCGCAGAUCACCAUGAAGGUGAUCCAGGGGCUGUACAGCGGCGUCACCACGGUGGAGCUGGACACGCUGGCGGCUGAGACCGCCGCCACCCUGACCACCAAGCACCCCGACUACGCCAUCCUGGCCGCCCGCAUCGCUGUCUCCAACCUGCACAAGGAGACCAAGAAGGUCUUCAGUGAUGUGAUGGAGGAUCUCUACAACUACAUCAACCCUCACAACGGGAAGCACUCCCCAAUGAUCUCCAAAGAAACUCUGGACAUAGUUCUGGCCAACAAAGAUCGCCUGAACUCUGCCAUCAUCUACGACAGAGACUUCUCCUACAACUACUUUGGCUUUAAGACUCUCGAACGCUCCUACUUGCUGAAAAUCAACUCCAAAGUUGCUGAGCGCCCUCAGCACAUGCUGAUGAGGGUGUCCGUGGGGAUCCACAAGGACGACAUCGACGCUGCCAUCGAGACCUACAACCUGCUGUCGGAGCGCUGGUUCACGCACGCCUCCCCCACGCUCUUCAACGCCGGCACCAACCGCCCCCAGCUCUCCAGCUGCUUCCUGCUGUGCAUGAAGGACGACAGCAUCGAGGGGAUCUACGACACCCUGAAGCAGUGUGCCCUCAUCUCCAAGUCUGCUGGGGGCAUCGGCCUGGCCGUGAGCUGCAUCCGAGCCACGGGCAGCUACAUAGCUGGGACAAAUGGGAACUCCAACGGGCUCGUUCCGAUGCUGCGGGUCUACAACAACACGGCCCGUUACGUGGACCAAGGUGGAAACAAGAGACCUGGGGCUUUUGCCAUCUACCUGGAGCCGUGGCACCUGGACAUCUUUGAGUUUCUGGACCUGAAGAAAAACACUGGGAAAGAAGAGCAGAGAGCCAGGGACCUUUUCUUUGCCCUCUGGAUCCCUGAUCUCUUCAUGAAACGAGUGGAAACCAACCAGGACUGGUCCUUGAUGUGCCCAAAUGAGUGUCCUGGCCUGGAUGACGUCUGGGGAGAGGAGUUUGAGAAACUGUAUGAGAGCUACGAGCGGCAGGGCCGCGUGCGCAGGGUGGUGAAGGCCCAGCAGCUCUGGUACGCCAUCAUCGAGUCCCAGACCGAGACUGGCACGCCCUACAUGCUCUACAAGGACUCCUGCAACAGGAAGAGCAACCAGCAGAACCUGGGCACCAUCAAGUGCAGCAACCUGUGCACGGAGAUCGUGGAAUACACCAGCAGCGAGGAGGUGGCUGUGUGUAACCUGGCCUCCAUCGCCCUCAACAUGUACGUGACCCCCGAGCACACCUACGACUUCAAGAAGCUGGCAGAGGUCACCAAGGUCAUCGUCCGAAACCUCAACAAGAUCAUCGACAUCAACUACUACCCCGUGCCAGAGGCCGAGCGCUCCAACCGGCGGCACCGGCCCAUCGGCAUCGGCGUGCAGGGCCUGGCCGACGCCUUCAUCCUCAUGAGGUUCCCCUUCGAGAGCCCCGAGGCCCAGCGCCUGAACCAGCACAUCUUUGAGACCAUCUACUACGGGGCCCUGGAGGCCAGCUGUGAGCUGGCCCAGGAGCAGGGCCCCUACGACACCUACCAGGGCUCUCCGGUCAGCAAGGGGGUGAGUGCAGGGAAACCCUGGGGAGCUCGUCCUGGGCCCGGGCUGGGGCACAGACAGGAGGGUUCUGGUUGA
Messenger RNA from Empidonax traillii (willow flycatcher), 1866 nucleotides. It is a transcript of the gene RRM1, whose product is annotated as ribonucleotide reductase catalytic subunit M1. The transcript has 14 exons. The record is from RefSeq and is a predicted model, not a curated record. Gene Ontology annotation, biological process: deoxyribonucleotide biosynthetic process; DNA replication. The coding region runs from base 103 to 1866 and encodes 587 amino acids. NCBI's taxonomy places the organism in Eukaryota, Metazoa, Chordata, Aves, Passeriformes, Tyrannidae. Gene Ontology annotation, molecular function: ATP binding; ribonucleoside-diphosphate reductase activity, thioredoxin disulfide as acceptor. Gene Ontology annotation, cellular component: ribonucleoside-diphosphate reductase complex.